Zymoseptoria tritici IPO323 is the source of this 945-nucleotide messenger RNA. RefSeq lists its product as uncharacterized. Lineage: Eukaryota; Fungi; Ascomycota; Dothideomycetes; Mycosphaerellales; Mycosphaerellaceae. The record is from RefSeq and is a predicted model, not a curated record. The coding region runs from base 1 to 945 and encodes 314 amino acids. The transcript is spliced from 2 exons.
AUGGCUCCAAACGGAACUCCUACCCCAGCAGAGUCCGAAGACUGGCAAACAGCCCGGACCAAGCGACCUGAUUCCGGAAUCGACAUCAAAGACGACUAUGUCCUCACUCGUGACGCCUCCGCUUCCGCACGGCUGAAUCUCUCGCAUUACAUCUGGCAGUCUUCGUUCGGCUUCAAUCUCCACCCACGAAUCCAAGAAGCCGUCGCCGGAAAAGAGAAUCUCCAAGUCGCAGACAUUGGAACAGGAACAGGCAUCUGGCUCCUCGACAUGGCCAACCAACUCCCACCAUCCACCCACUUCGACGGCCUCGACAUUUCCUUCAGCCAGUGCACACCCCCCGCCUGGCUCCCCUCGAACAUAACCCUCCGCCAAACCGACGUCCUGCAACCUCCACCACCCGAGCUCCUCUCCAAAUACGACAUCAUCCACAUUCGGCACUUCGUCUGCGUAGUCGCUUCCAAUGACCCCGCACCUCUCCUCCGAAAUCUCCUCGCAAUGCUGAAACCCGGCGGAUGGCUCCAAUGGGGCGAAUGGGAUGUCCUGAACCGACACUUCACCAAAGUCUCACCAGAAACACCACAAGUCUGCAUCGAUGCUCUAGGCGAGGAACUGGCGAAACUCCGACCAUCCCGCCAACCGGACUGGACGAGUCGGCUGGACGAAUACAUGUUGCUGGAAAAUGUGGAGAUGGUGAUGAUGGAGAAGCGGCUGAGUAGCGUCGGUCAUUUGCCGGCUAUGCAUGAUUUGACGAUGCUUGUGUUUCAGGAGUUGAUUGAUGGGGUGGAGAGCAGGGGAUUGUUGGGGCAGGAGAAAGUGAGGGAGUUGAGGACGUUGCUUGGUGGUGCGGUGAGGGAGAGUCGGGCUGGUGUGGCGUGGAAUUUGACGAGGUGUAUGGCUGUGGGGAGGAAGGGGGUUGAUGGGAGAGGGAGGGCGUUUUUGAACUAG